This is a messenger RNA of Cutaneotrichosporon oleaginosum, 519 nucleotides long. RefSeq lists its product as uncharacterized. The record is from RefSeq and is a predicted model, not a curated record. NCBI's taxonomy places the organism in Eukaryota, Fungi, Basidiomycota, Tremellomycetes, Trichosporonales, Trichosporonaceae.
AUGCCCGCCCUCGUCGUCCGUCAAGCCCCUGCAGCCAACACGCCCGCGCCCGCGCCCGCCCCAGCACCGACACCAGCCGACCCCGCUGGGCCGGGACAAGCUAACACGCCCAUCGGCGCGAACAGUGCCGUAAGCCCCGGCGCGGGCGCGGCGCCGGCGGCUAGCCCCGCCAACCUCAGCCCCAGUCCGGCCAACCCCGCCACCUCCUCCGCGGGCCCCAACCAGUCGCCAGCUGCCAACACGCCCGGCGCGGGCGCUACACCCUCCGCCCCAAGUGGCGCGUCGAGCGCAUCAACACCCAGUGCAAGCGGGAGCGGGAGUGCGAGCGCGAGCAGGAGCCCAGCGCCCGUCAACCCCGCCGACCCAGCCGCCAACCCCAGCCUCAGCCCGGCGCCCGCACGAUCAGAUAAGCCGAAGUUCGUCCCGAACGUGACGGAUGCACAGUCGGGCGCGCGGCCACUGUCGAAGGGGGCGUUGGGGCUCGUCGCGCUGGCCGCGCUAUGGAUGGUUGCACAAUAG